Molecule: messenger RNA, 1282 nt
Organism: Abrus precatorius (Indian licorice)
Lineage: Eukaryota; Viridiplantae; Streptophyta; Magnoliopsida; Fabales; Fabaceae
Product: heavy metal-associated isoprenylated plant protein 39-like
Exons: 2
Coding region: 651-1082 (143 amino acids)
Molecular function (GO): metal ion binding
Source: RefSeq, a predicted model, not a curated record
AUCCUCCACAGACACACAUUACCCCAAACCCCAAGUUGCAUUGCUUCUUUCUCCGCUUCUUCUACAACACCUCAUUUCCUCCCUUCUCUCCUCCUUUUUCACACACUCCCUCUCUUCCGUAAUCAAAUACUAUUGUCUUUUGUUAAGUGAUCGUCAAAUACUGGACCCAGGUGAAAAUGAAGGUGAAAUUUCCAGAUUACAAUUCUUAUGCAUGAUCACCAUAUCAUAUUUUCUUUUUAUAUAUUCUUAUAUGCUUUUGCCUUUGAUAUAUUUAUGUCCCUUUCUCUCCCUCAAUUUCCCUUCUGUUUCAUUUUCCAUUUAUACAAGCAGGACUAGUUUUUGAUAUUUAUAUUCCCCACCCUACUCUUAUUUUCUUAGUAUCUCCGAUGGAUGUGUCUCACUCAUUUUAUACUUUAUAUCAUACAUAUUAUUUAAUUCAACUAUGAUAGUUGGUGCAGAAUAUAGAUAGCAUAGUAUAUAUCUCAGUUACUAUGUUCUUAUCUUUUCCAUUUUUUGUUAAAAGAAAAUAAGUACAUCUUAGAAAAAGAUUAAAACUAUACACGGGUAUCUAAACGUGUUUUAAUAGAAUUUAAUGUUAAUUGCUGAUUGUUAUUUCUAGAUUGUUUCUAGCGUUUUUCUGAGUGUCAUGCAUGUGGUCCUUUUUGUUGCAGAAAGUGGUGGUGAAGUUGGAUUUGCACGAUGACAAAGCAAAGCAGAAGGCCAUGAAAUCGGUUUCUAGCCUAUCAGGCAUCGAUUCCAUCGCCAUGGACAUGAAGGAGAAGAAACUGACCGUAGUGGGUGACAUAGACCCUGUCCACGUGGUGAGCAAAUUAAGAAAAACUUGGCACACAGAAAUUUUAACUGUUGGGCCGGCAAAAGAGCCAGAGAAGAAAAAAGAUGAAGGUAAGAAAGAGGAAGAGAAAAAAGAUGAUAACAAGAAGAAAGAUGAUGAUAAGAAGAAAGAUCAAAAUCAACAAAUUGAGGAACUUGUCAAGCUCUAUAAAGCAUAUAAUCCCCAGAUGACUACAUAUUACUAUGUUCAAAGUGCUGAAGAGAACCCAAAUGCUUGUGCUAUUUGUUGACUACAUAUGUGCUUGAGAAGACAAGUUGUGUUUAUUGGCGGAUUCUAUAGCACCUGAGCGUGUAAAUUAUAUAUUGGGUGGAUUGAUUGAAGCAGGAAGAGGAUUAAUGAUGUAUCAAAAUAGGCCCAGAAGGUUUUGAAUGAAUAAACUGAUGUGUGGAUCUGUGAACAUAUUUCCCAUUUAAAAUUGUGCUAUACUUG